AUGAUCAUCUCCCCCAAUCAUGUUCCACCAUUUCCAAAGGCUGACCUCGUCAUUCUAGUGAAUCCCAAUCAAUGGGGUAUUACUGAAGAUUAUACCGGCCCUGGUGCUCUGUGUAUGAAUGUCACGACGUUCGACAAUGGCACAUAUCCAACAAACACCACCGCCCCGGCAUGGUCUAUCACAUGGGCGUUCCCGCCUGGCCCGGAAACUCAGCCAGUUCAUGCUUUCCCCAACAUCAAAUUGGACACCAAGCAUGUCUUUCCCAUUCAAAUCCAGAACGUUGCACGCAUCGAUUUCCAAGCCGACUGGGCCUACGGAGUGGGGGACGAGAAACCGUCCACCACCAAUGUAGCGGACCUUUCAGCUGACGACCUGAACUCCAACGUGGCCAUUGAUAUGUUUUUGGACCCCGACCCGACCAAUGCCACAAGCACCGUGGAUGCCAAAUACGAAGUCAUGAUCUGGCUGGGCGCUUUUGGUGCCGCCACACAGCCCAUUGGACUGAAGCAAGGCGCCGUGGCCACGCAAGAUGUCAAUGGCACCACGUUUUCCCUCUACUUUGGUGAGAACGGCCUGGGUCAAAGCGUCUUGACUUGGGUUGCCGAUGGUACAGUCCAGAACUUUGUCGCCGACGUUGGACCAUUACUUCAAGGCCUGACCGGCUUGGGAGGUCCGACUGUGAAUGAUUACCUUGGCUACAUGGCCUUUGGUUCGGAAGCGCUCAGUGCCACUUCGAACGUCACCUUCUACAAUCCUACCCUUAACAUGGAUGUGAUUUCCAAAUGA
Messenger RNA from Capronia coronata CBS 617.96, 786 nucleotides. RefSeq lists its product as uncharacterized. Lineage: Eukaryota; Fungi; Ascomycota; Eurotiomycetes; Chaetothyriales; Herpotrichiellaceae. Gene Ontology annotation, molecular function: cellulase activity. Gene Ontology annotation, biological process: polysaccharide catabolic process. The record is from RefSeq and is a predicted model, not a curated record. The transcript has 3 exons. The coding region runs from base 1 to 786 and encodes 261 amino acids.